Mauremys reevesii (Reeves's turtle) is the source of this 3329-nucleotide messenger RNA. RefSeq names its product patatin like phospholipase domain containing 4 (gene PNPLA4). Gene Ontology annotation, molecular function: triacylglycerol lipase activity; retinyl-palmitate esterase activity. Gene Ontology annotation, cellular component: lipid droplet; cytoplasm; membrane. The record is from RefSeq and is a predicted model, not a curated record. Lineage: Eukaryota; Metazoa; Chordata; Testudines; Geoemydidae. Gene Ontology annotation, biological process: triglyceride catabolic process; lipid homeostasis. Bases 1616 to 2659 code for a protein of 347 amino acids. The transcript has 9 exons.
AAUCUCUCCCCGCCCCCACCCCCGUGUGUAUUGCGCGGAGUCGGCUUGCGGGGAAAUGGUGCCCUGGGCUAACUUCUAUUUUGGUGCCCCUGGCCCCCUUGCGUGUGGUGCCCCCCCGUUGCCCCUGGCCACCGUGGGCUCCCCACCCUCCCUCUCCCCUAACGCCGCCCUGCACCCCCUCUUGCACCCAUGUGGGGAAACUCACCUGAAUGGCAGGGAGCAGAGCUGCUAGGUCGCCUUGAAUGCUGGGGGGGGCGCAACAUCGGGACUCCCUGCAUCCAGGUCACUUCCCCACCUGGCUACCUGCGAUUAAGGCAGAGAGCAGCGCCUGAUGCUCGCCUCCCAGCCCAGGUGGGGAAAGUGAUCUGGAUGCAUGGAGCACUUGGUGUUGCUCCUCAUUCUCCUCCUCACAGCCCCCUAGGAGGGCAUGGAGGAACAUUGUGGGGGGUGGGGGAGCUGCGCACCUCAGCUCUGCUGCACUUUGGGCAAUCACCCAGGGCCCCCUGGUAUUGGGUGACACUGUAUAGGCAGCUGUACAGUUUCUAUCCCAUAGUCAGUGCAGAUGUUUGAGGCAAUAAUAAAUUUCUCCAAAAUUCUAAAAGACAAAUGUGAUUGGACUACAUUGGAAGGGGCGCUCAUGGGCAGGUGUAGUGACUUCCCCUCCCUCAUUUAGCUGCCUUUCACUCCUAUUUGAAAUUGACUACAUUUCAAGCUGAUGGUUUCCUUUUAUGGUCAUGGAUUAUCAGGAUCCCACAGUGUUUUAUUUGAAGCAGAAACCAAGGCAAUCUUCCCUCCUAGAUUUUUUUUUUUUGACACUUAGCAUUCAUGAACUUCCAGACAAGGAAUGUGUUUUCAGUUCUUCUGUGUAAUUGUCUAGAGCUUGUAUUUCUAAUGAUAUAGCUGUGUUGGUCUCAGGCGGGGGACCAUGGAGCGGGGACACAGGCCAGUGGCUGCUCUCCGCCCCAUACGCCGGACAGGUGGCGGGUCCAUGGCGUGGUGCCCAACAGCUGCCCAGGCUCCCCUGCUGGGCUCCAGCUGCCACCUGGCUGAAGGGGGGCAGGAGAAGAAGAGGGGCCAGGGCAGGCCCAUGGUCAAAAGGGGAUGGGCUGGGCUCAUUCCACUUUCAAAAAGUGGGGGGUGCCAUGGCCCUCUGAGUCCCCUACCCCCGUUGCAGCACCCCUGGUCCCAGGAUAUUAGAAAGACAAAGUGGCUGAGGUAAUAUCUUUUAUUGGACCAACUUCUGUUAAUGAAAGAGACAAGGUUACACAGAGUUCCUCAGCUUGAAAAUUUCUCUUUCACCAAGAGAAGUUUGCCCCCAGAAAGGUAUUACUUCACCCACCUGGUUUCUCUAGAGCUUGUAUUGUCACCUGCAAAAUAUGGUCCAAUCCUGCAAUCUAAUCUGUGCAAGCAGAGUCUUUAUGGAUCAGUUUGCAUGGUAUUUUAAAUAUUUUUAGUGGAUGAUGGGACAUCUCCCUUGUAAUGUCCAGCAAUAAACUCAUCUGGUGGUGUUGUAGCUACCUCAUUCAUUACAAGUCUGUGGCAGUAAAAUGAUCCUGUUCUGAGCAAAUCCAUUUAUUGUUACACCAUCUGGAUUCAGGGGCUACAUUGCAGAGGAAUGUUGGCCACUAAACGCAUGUGUAGCAUCCAAAGGCAAUGGCCUCCUUUGAAAGAGGAUGGACUGCAUGGUAGCAUAUUUUUUAAAAUUCAGCAGUUUUGGACUGGUGUUCUGGGUUACUGCAGUCUAAGAGCCACACACGUUAAAUCCACAUAUAAUGUACAGAAUGAAUGGCUGAUAAUGGACAUGGCAACCGCUGUUGUUGCUGACGAAGUUAAAACAGCCUAUGGGAAAGGGCCCAAAGCAACGUCUGACGGAAGACAACUCAUGAUGGAAGCAAAAAUGAAACAUCUCAACCUAUCAUUUGCAGCUUGUGGGUUUCUGGGUAUAUACCACUUGGGGGCAGCAUCUGCUCUUUGCAGACAUGGUAAGAAGUUACUGAAGGUUGUGAAGGCUUUUGCAGGAGCUUCUGCAGGAUCACUGGUUGCCACAGUUCUGUUAACAAUGCCAGAAAACAUAGAGGAAUGCGAGGCGUUUACCUAUAAGUUCGCAGAGGAAAUUAGAAAACUGUACUUUGGUGCAGUGACACCAGGUUAUGAUUUCAUGACAAGACUUAGGGCAGGUAUAGAGUCUUUUCUUCCUUCUAAUGCUCAUGAGAUAGCAGAGAAUCGUCUCUAUGUAUCAAUCACCAACACUAAAAAUGGAAAAAAUUAUUUGGUUUCAAAUUUUGCCUCCAGGGAGGACCUCAUUAAGGUCCUCCUAGCCAGCAGUUUUGUGCCAGUGUAUGCAGGAAUUAAAGCAGUGGAAUAUAAAGGAGAGAAAUGGAUUGAUGGUGGCCUUACCAACGGCCUCCCUAUUCUGCCUGUGGGACGAACAGUCACUGUUUCUCCUUUCAGUGGUCGAUUAGAUAUCUGUCCACAAGACAAAGGACAUGUAGAUCUCUAUAUUAAAGUUGCAAAGCAAGACUUAAUGUUGUCUGUGGCCAACCUGGUAAGACUUAAUCAAGCUUUAUUCCCACCAAGCCAGAAGAAGAUGGAAUCACUGUACCAAAAUGGAUUUGAUGAUGCUGUACAUUUUCUACUAAAGGAAAACUGGUUUGAAUAGAUUAUGUGCAUGGAAAAUUAACAAUGUCUGAUAGCUGUCAAAACAAAGUACGUGUCUCACACAGAACCCAAGAUAUUGCUGCCAUGAUUUUUGUUUAUUAAAAUACAAAUGCCAGAGGUAUUGCAUCUGUCAAGAAAAUAUACAGGCACUUUGGCUGAAAUUUGUCAGCAUGUCAAAAUGGAAAACUGUACUUACAUGGUAAAAGGAUCUGCUGUUUCAAAUAAGUGUAAUAGUAAAAUCUAUUAAAAUUAAAAGAAGGUUAUCAUUUAGGAUGUACGGUACAGACUAGUGUAUUACUUUAUGAAAUACUGAAAAUGUGAAUUCUGACAUCAAUCACAUCUGAGAUACUCAUUCAGGUUGUGUCCUGAAAAUUUGCACUGUAUCUAGUUCUCUUAAGCUUUGAAUAGUUGUGUACUUUCUCUGUUAAUCUUAUUUUUGUGCACAGUAAUUGACUGGUUGUAAUGCUUCAAGCAUGAACUCUAAUUACAAAGAGAUUGUGAGAAACAAAACAAUUUAAUUGCAUUUCUUUAAUUAUAAUGCAUGUGUUUUUUCACCAUUAGAACUUUUAAUCCUUUAAAUCAGUUCCAAGACUUUUAAAAUCCUGAAAUACCCAUCUGUUUCAAAAUUUAAGAAUAUUUUUUUCUGUAAAAUAUGUUGGAAAGAAGAUUGC